Messenger RNA from Vanrija pseudolonga, 1863 nucleotides. RefSeq names its product DEAD-box ATP-dependent RNA helicase 25. The coding region runs from base 16 to 1863 and encodes 615 amino acids. Lineage: Eukaryota; Fungi; Basidiomycota; Tremellomycetes; Trichosporonales; Trichosporonaceae. The transcript is spliced from 4 exons. Gene Ontology annotation, cellular component: mitochondrion. The record is from RefSeq and is a predicted model, not a curated record. Gene Ontology annotation, molecular function: ATP binding; nucleic acid binding.
CACUCUCUCUCAACAAUGUCAGCCCCAGGCCCACCCCGCCACAAUCGCCGCCCGAAUGACCGCCCAAGCGGGGGGAACGCAAAGAAGCCGCGCCCGAACGCCAGCGCGACGUCCACGCCGGCGCUGACGCCCGGUCAGAUGACCCCCGCGCCAGUGCAGCAGAGCACGAUUGCGAGCGCGACUACGCAGACGCGCUUCGCCGAGUUUGACGGCCUCAGCCCUCAGCUUUUGGCCAACAUUCCUUUCGAGUUCUGUACCGAGGUGCAAGCCGCCACGCUGCCGACCAUUAUCAAGGGCCUCGACGUGCUCGCGCAGGCCAAGACGGGCACGGGCAAGACGCUCGCGUUCCUCGUGCCCGCGCUGCAGCGCCUCGUGACGGCGCGCAACCCCUCCGGCGUGUCGAUCCUCGUGCUCUCGCCGACGCGUGAGCUCGCGCAGCAGAUUGCCGUUGCCGCCGAGGGGUUGCUGGGCGGUGCGUUCGCGGGCCACUUUGGCGUGCAGUGCGUUGUGGGCGGCACCAACGUCAACACGGACAUCAAGAACCUCAAGACGCGCCGCGCCGACGUGCUCGUCGCCACGCCGGGCCGCAUGAUUGACUUGUUGGAGAACAGCGACCUCAAGGCGCGCCUUGGCGGCCUGCCCACCCUCGUGCUUGACGAGGCGGACCGACUCCUCGAUGCCGGGUUCCGCCGCGAGCUGCUCAAGAUCCUUGAGGCGCUGCCUGACCGCCGCGCAGUCCCCCGCCAGACGCUCCUGUUCUCGGCUACCCUGCCCGCCGAGGUGCACUCGAUCUCGUCGAUCGCCCUGCUCCCCGACCACCGCUUCAUUUCGACCCUCAAGGACGAGGAUGUCAACGCCCACAAGCACGUCGUGCAGGAGAGCCUGGUUGUUGAGCCCAAGGACGUUAUCGCGGCGACCGUUGAGGUGCUCAGACGCGAGGAGAUGCUUGCCGGCGAGCGCGGCGGAUUCAAGGUCAUGGUCUUCCUGCCCACCGCCCGCGCCGCUGGCCUCUACUACGAGAUCUUUGCUGCCCUGCCCACUGGCUGGCCCGUGUGGGAGAUCCACAGCCGUCUCUCGCAGUCGAAGCGCACCAAGGCGACUGACGAGUUCCGCGCCGCGGACCGUGGCGUCCUCUUCUCCUCGGACGUGACUGCCCGUGGUAUCGACGUCCAGGGUGUGACCGGUGUCGUCCAGGUCGGCCUUCCCUCUAGCGGCGAGCAGUACGUCCACCGCCUCGGCCGUACCGCCCGUGCCGGUGCCCAGGGCCACGGUGUCCUCGUCCUCGCCGACUUUGAGACCUUCUUCCUCAGCGACAAGACGAUCAAGACGUUCACGCUGCACCAGUACCCUCCCAUCGACCCGCCUGUCCUCUCUCACGCCCACGCGUUAGUCGACCAGGCGCUCAACUCGGUGUCGGAGGAGUCCAAGGGCCAGGCGUACCAGGCCUGGAUGGGCUACUACAACUCCAACCUGCGCAACCUGAGGUGGAAGCAGACCGACCUGGUCGCCAACGCCAACGCGUAUGCUCGGGACGUGCUUAAGACGCGGGACGGCCAGCCGCCUGGACUGCUCGCCAAGACUGUGGGCAAGAUGGGCCUGAAGGGUGUCCCGGGGCUGCGUAUCGUCAAGCCGGACGACCUUCCUGGAGGUGGUGGCGGUGGACGUGGUGGCCAGCAGGGCGGUCAGGGCCAGAGGCAGAAGCAGCAGCAACAGCAGCAGGUUAAGCAGGAGCAGGCACCUCACCAGCAGCAGCAGCAGCCCCGCGGAGGAGGCGGAGGAGGAGGACGCGGUGGGGGCGGUGGCCGAGGCCGUGGUGGUCGUGGCCGCGGAGGACGUGGACGUGGCGGCCCUCCUGGGGCCUAA